UUACUUCACAUACAAUACAAUACAACAAUAUGUACACUCUCUUUCUCUCUUUCUUUCUAUCUCUCUGUCCUUUUCUCAUUCUUCUCUUUCUUAACAUUUCACCUUCCUCUUUUUUCACAGCCAUUUAUUAGAUUCUUCUUCUCCUUCUCCUUCUCUAAAUGCUCUUUUCUCUUCUUCUCCAUUGAAUUGUACAGAUUCCCAGCUGAAAAAACAAAAAAACCCAUCAAAAUAGUUUCAUUUCUUGUUUUUGGGCUGUUCCUUUUUUUUUUCUUGCUCUUCUGUUUGUUUUUUGUUAAACUGUCAAGACAUUUAAAAAAAAAAAAAAACUCUUCUGGGUUUGGCUUUUGCUUUAUUUUGCAAACUCUGUUUCUGGGUUUGUUGCCGAAAAGCCUUCUAUAAAGAUACCCAGUACUCUAUGUAUAUACAUAUGUAUAUGCCAUAUAAACCUUGAAGAUAACAAACAAAACUUUUGAUUUUUGAGUUUUUGUUUCUUAAAGAAAAAAUUGCAAACUUUUUUAAUUUCUGUGAAUAAAGUUUUCUUUUCUUUGUGUAAUAUUUCCCUUCAAUUUCAAUUUCUUGAAAAAGAUAAGAGACAUGGGCAAGCAAGGACCUUGCUGUCACUGUGGAGUUACAAGCACACCUCUUUGGCGCAAUGGGCCUCCUGAGAAGCCCGUCCUAUGUAACGCUUGUGGCUCUAGAUGGAGAACAAAGGGAACUCUAGCAAACUAUACACCACUUCAUGCCCGGGCAGACCCCGAUGAUUAUGAGGAUCAUAGGGUCUCUAGAGUGAAGAGCAUAUCUAUAAACAAGAACAAAGAUGUGAAAUUGCUCAAAAGAAAGGCGAAUCAUGAUAAUGGGGUGGUCGGAGGGGUUGUCCAUGACUACAAUCAGGGUUACAGAAAGGUUUUGGAUGAAGAUAUUAGUAACAGAUCAAGCUCUGGGUCAGCCAUAUCCAACUCUGAGAGCUGUGCGCAAUUUGGCAGUGCAGAUGCAAGUGAUUUGACAGGUCCGGCCCAAUCAGUUGUGUGGGAUUCGAUGGUACCUUCUAAGAAGAGGACCUGUGUCAAUCGUCCAAAGCAGUCUCCAGUUGAGAAGCUUACAAAAGAUUUAUAUACUAUAUUGCAUGAGCAACAGUCUUCAUGCUUCUCUGGAUCGUCUGAAGAGGAUUUGCUUUUCGAAAGUGAAACACCAAUGGUUUCUGUUGAGAUAGGACAUGGAAGUGUUCUUAUUAGACACCCAAGCUCAAUAGCUCGAGAUGAGGAAUCUGAAGCCAGCUCCCUUUCUGUUGAGAACAAACAAUGCUCAACAAAUGAGGCUUAUUCACAUUCUCUGGGCCUUCUUGUACAUAUCGGAAACAAAAAUAUCCAUACACCAAGUCUUCUAAUAGAAAAAGCUAAGAACCCUAUUGGACAAGGGCUGCAGCAUGAGCAACUUAAGAGGGACAAGUUUCAGCAUGAAAGGGUGCAAGUUCUGGGAAAUCAUAAUUCACCACUGUGCAACGUGGACUUAAAUGAUAUUCUUAAUUUUGAGGAGUUUGCUAGAUACUUGACAAAUGAAGAGCAGCAGCAGCUGCUAAAAUAUCUACCUCCUGUUGAUACUGCCCAACUUCCUGACAGCAUCAAAAGCAUGUUUGAUAGCCCUCAAUUUAAGGAGAAUAUAUCUUGCUAUCAACAACUGCUCGCGGAAGGGGUCUUUGAUAUCUCCUUCUCAGAAGCUAAAGCUGAAGACUGUAAUACUUUGAAAAGGCUGACACUAUCCAAUCUGUCAAAAUCAAAAUGGGUGGAGCAUUAUACUCAACUCAAGAAGUGUAGAAAUAGUAAUGAAAAGUCUCUUGUUGGAAGAGGGCCAACUGUUGUGUCAUCUAGCAAUUCAGUUAGCGGUAAGAGAUCACGGGACAGCAUAGGCCAAAAAUAUAUAGAAGUAAAGACAAUGAAGAGCCCCAAAAGGAUUAGCAUGAAGGCCACCUAUGAAAACAAAGAACUCAUGGAGAGUGAUGGUACUUGCUUUAGUCCAAGAAGCCUAUUUGCCUUGCCUCCUGAUGGUGGCUCCUUCAUGCUGGAUUCUUUGCAUUGCGUUGAUGAAAGCUCGGAUCAGGAUCUGCUUCUGGAUGUGCCAUCCAAUGGCUCAUUUGCACAAGCAGAGCUCCUUCACCCAGCUUUAAGUUUUGGUCAACAGGCAAGCACUAGCAGUAGCUCAACAUACCCACAUCUACUCCGUCCCUGACAAACGUUUGCAAAAUCAGUACUUUUGAUCACUAGGGCUAUAUAUAGAUUCACCUUUUUGCCAAAAUCCGUGACUAGGUUACAAUCUGUGAAUGAGGUUUGAUGGUUGCUGUUUGAUUCCCUUUGAUUUUUGCAAACUUGGUAUACCAAGGGACGAAUUUGGAUGGGUUUUUUUUUUGUAUAGGUUGACAACAGAUUGUAAGAUAUAGCUAAAAAAUGCACUAGAGGUGAUGAUUUUAAGAGUAUUGUAUGCAAGUUUUAGUC
Molecule: messenger RNA, 2486 nt
Organism: Ricinus communis (castor bean)
Lineage: Eukaryota; Viridiplantae; Streptophyta; Magnoliopsida; Malpighiales; Euphorbiaceae
Product: GATA transcription factor 26
Exons: 8
Coding region: 595-2223 (542 amino acids)
Biological process (GO): regulation of DNA-templated transcription
Molecular function (GO): zinc ion binding; sequence-specific DNA binding
Source: RefSeq, a predicted model, not a curated record